AUGGAGGCCUGGUUCGUGUCCAUGUGCUUCUGCCUCGCGGUUGUCUUCCACCAAGCUUCCGCUAUCAGCGGAGGGGCAUCUGUUCCCACUGUGCUCAAGGUUGGAAGGAAAGAGAAGCUCGACCUUCCAGGAACCGUGCCCCGGACUCAGGGUCGCCUGGUGGCAUCUCCGGUCUCGUUCCCAUCGGGCAUGAAGGCGCUAGCAGACUAUGUGCACAGCAAGGGGCUCAAGCUGGGGCUCUACUCCGAUGCUGGGAGGCGCACGUGCAACGGCAAGCCAGGGUCAAUCGGGCAUGAGGACGUUGACGCCCUCACCUUUGCUGACUGGGGAGUGGACUAUCUCAAAUACGACAGCUGCGACAGCGAUGGAGCUCCCACCCGGACAGGCCACACGGCCAUGCGCAAUGCGUUGGAGGCCACUGGGAGAGACAUCUCGUUCUCAAUGUGUGAAGGGGGACAGGACAGCUCUGCUCUGUGGGCGUAUGGCGUGGCAGAUCCCUGGCGCAACACCCUUGCCAUUGAUGACACGUGGAGGAGUGUGACUUGGGUUUCGGACGCCAACAGCAAGUGGGCCAAAUAUGCCGACCCUCGCAGCUGGAAUGACUUGGACAUUCUGCAGGUGGUGAAGUUGGGCAAGGGAGAGUGGGUGCACCAUGUGCACUUCAAUCGCUGGGCCAUCAUGAAGGCGCCACUCCUGCCGGCCUGCGCUCUCUCUGCUGCAUCGAAGCCAGCCAUGAGCAUCCUGAGCACCGAUGAGGCCAUUGCUCUCAACCAAGAUUCAUUGGGAGUGCAGGCGCAGGAGUUGCAGCUAUCCAAGAAUUCCUCAGUAAAAGUCUGGGUGGGGUCUCUAUCUGAGGGUCGGAAAGUGGUGGCAUUGGUGAACCGUGGUGUGAGGAGCGAGAAUGUGACUGUCACCGCCGCUGUCGGGUGCAGGAGUAGCCUGCUAGGUGCUGCUCGGUUCGAGACGGUGGGGGGAAAAGAGUGGGCGUGCGGAAAACAGCGAAUGCUGGGUGCAAAGCAGCGCACGGGUGCGGAGCAGCAACGUAGUCGUACGUUGGGUGCGGAGCAGCAACUUAGUCGUACGUUGGGUGCGGAGCAGCAACGUAGUCGUAUGUCGGGUGCGGAGCAGCAACGUGGUAUUACUCUCCUUCAUUGGGUCGCACCUUACUUCUUCCGACCACCCAUUCCCUCUCUCACCCAUUUAUGCUCACCCACCACCACCAACCGUUCCUUGGUAACCCAUCCCCUCUUCCCCCUCGCACCCAUUUAUGCUCACCUAACCACUACUCUGAUAAACCACCACCAACCGUUUCUUGGUAACCCAUCCCCUCUUCCCCCUCUUCUGCCCGUCCCCCUUCUUCCCUUGUCACCUUCUUCUCUUGUCACAUUCUCCUCUUCUCCUCUCCCCCCCUCCUCCCCUUCUCCCCUUGUCCCCAUCCCACCUUCUUCCUUCUCCCCUUCCCCUCUUCCCCCAUUCCACCGUCCGCCCUCCCCUUUCCGCCUGCAUGCCCCCACCUUCCCCCUCGCGCCCUUCCUAGAUGUCUCCUUCUCAGACGCCCUCCGUGUCUCCUGGGUGACUCGCUAUGCCUUCCUGCACCCAUUUGUCCCCCACCUUUUCCCCUCCCCCACUCCCCCCCCUCCCUCUUCCUCCCCUUCCUUCCUCAUACCACCAGCUUCCGGCCUCCCUGCAUGCGUCCGCCUCCCCCCUCGCGCCCUUCCUGGACUUCUCCUAUUCCGACGCACUCUAGGGGAGGAGGAGGAGGAGAAGGAGGAGGAGGGGAAGGAGGAAGAGGGGGAGGAGGAGGAGGAGGAGGAGGAGGAGGAGGAGGAGGAGGAGGAGGAGGAGGAGGAGGAGGAGGAGGAGGAGGAGGGGAGGGGGAGUUGGUGCAGGAGGGGGAGGUGGUGA
This is a messenger RNA of Closterium sp. Naga37s-1, 1905 nucleotides long. Lineage: Eukaryota; Viridiplantae; Streptophyta; Zygnematophyceae; Desmidiales; Closteriaceae. The record is from the annotation of a GenBank genome assembly.